Molecule: messenger RNA, 1952 nt
Organism: Amaranthus tricolor (Joseph's coat)
Lineage: Eukaryota; Viridiplantae; Streptophyta; Magnoliopsida; Caryophyllales; Amaranthaceae
Product: nuclear/nucleolar GTPase 2
Exons: 11
Coding region: 190-1779 (529 amino acids)
Cellular component (GO): nucleolus
Molecular function (GO): GTP binding
Source: RefSeq, a predicted model, not a curated record
CUUGAAUUGAUAAGGGCAAGGUAUGUCAGCUUCCCCAAUUUCUACGAGUAGCAUAUACUACGCAAUACUCCUAUCUCAACCGGUGAACCGACUCAGGAAAAAAUAGGGUUUAAAUAGCUCACUUUCCCUCAUUUAUGUCUCUCUUCCAAAACUAGGGUUUAUCUUCUCUUUGAGCAGCGCUUGAUUUCGAUGGCGAAGAAGAAAGCGGAUAAACCCAAACAUUCACUGGAUGUCAACAGAGCGAAUAAAAAUGGGAGCGGCAGCAAUAAGCGUACCGCCGCCACUGUUCGGCGUCUCAAGAUGUACAAUACUUGCCCCGAGAGGAAUGCAGAAGGCAAAAUUUUGCGCAUCACAUUUGGUUCCGACAAAAAACCUGACACUCGUAUUCAACCUGAUCGUCGAUGGUUUGGGAAUACGCAUACUAUCGAUCAGGAGAAGCUUGAAUAUUUGCGUAAGGAGCUCCGUAGUCGUUUGUCAAAUAACUACGAAUGCGUUCUCAAGGGAAAGAAUCUCCCCAUGUCCCUUUUAAAUGAUCUUCCCAAGCAACAAAGAGUACAUCUUCUUGAUACAGAGCCUUUUGAAGAUGUUUUUGGAAAAAAAGGGAAGCGGAAACGCCCAAAGCUUCUGGCUUCUGAUUAUCAGUCUUUGGUGCAGAAAGCUGAUAGUUUACAAGAUAAAUUUGAGCAGAAAAAUGAAGCCAGGCUUUCUACCGAAGGAGAUGAAGAGGAUGGAUUCCGUGAUUUGGUUCGACAUACAAUGUUUGAGAAGGGUCAAAGCAAACGUAUAUGGGGUGAACUAUAUAAAGUCAUUGAUUCUUCAGAUGUUGUUGUUCAAGUUUUGGAUGCCAGAGACCCACAAGGAACACGGUGCUAUCAUUUAGAGAAGCAUUUGAAAGAAAACUGCUCACAUAAGCAUAUGGUGUUUCUGUUAAAUAAGUGUGAUCUGAUUCCAUCUUGGGCUACAAAAGGAUGGCUUAAGGUACUGUCCAAGGAAUUCCCAACCAUAGCUUUCCAUGCUAGUGUCACUAAGCCUUUUGGAAAGGGUUCACUCCUUUCAGUUCUGAGGCAAUUUGCACGAUUGAAAAGUGACAAACAAGCAAUAUCCGUGGGUUUUGUUGGCUAUCCAAAUGUUGGAAAAUCAUCAGUCAUCAAUACAUUACGUACUAAAAAUGUUUGCAAGGUUGCUCCAAUACCCGGGGAGACUAAAGUUUGGCAAUAUAUCACGCUUACCAAGCGGAUAUAUCUGAUAGACUGCCCCGGUGUUGUCUAUCAGAAUAGCGACUCAGAGACAGAUAUUGUUCUGAAGGGAGUGGUGCGAGUUGCAAAUUUACAUGAUGCUGCUGAACACAUUGGAGAAGUGUUAAAGCGUGUUAAGAAGGAGCACUUGGAAAGAGCAUACAAGAUUAGGGACUGGGUGGAUGAGAAUGAUUUUCUCCUGAAACUUUGCAAGUUAACAGGCAAGCUUUUGAAGGGCGGAGAACCAGACUUGAUGACUGCAGCAAAGAUGGUCCUUUUUGAUUGGCAGAGAGGCAAAAUACCCUUUUUCGUUCCCCCACCACAGCAGGUAGAUGAUAAAUCGGAGGAGCCAAAUGUUACUGGUGAUGAUAAAAAAGGCGAGACAGAGACCGAGGAAGAUAAAGAGAAGUCAUCAUCAGCCAUGAAAGCUAUUGCUGAUGUUCUUUCAUCUCAGCAGCUGGAAGAUGUCCCAGUUCAGACUGAUCUAUUUAGCGACAAUGAACUCAAAGGGGAGGUGUCUCAACAAACUGCGAAUGCAGAAUAGUUUUGUUUUAGUAUUUGUGCACACUAUUUUAGUCAACAUUAAUAACAUUAUCAAGAUGACCUAUAUAUUAUGUUUUUAAAGUUAAUUUAUCCCUUUUGUAAUAGAGUUAUUAUCCUUUAUCAUAUAAAGAUGGACAUUCUUCUAGAAGUAAUAAUUUGAAUUUUGAUUGUUAA